This is a messenger RNA of Sphaerodactylus townsendi, 3582 nucleotides long. RefSeq names its product regulator of G protein signaling 11 (gene RGS11). Bases 34 to 1710 code for a protein of 558 amino acids. The record is from RefSeq and is a predicted model, not a curated record. Gene Ontology annotation, biological process: regulation of G protein-coupled receptor signaling pathway; G protein-coupled receptor signaling pathway; intracellular signal transduction. The transcript has 17 exons. Lineage: Eukaryota; Metazoa; Chordata; Lepidosauria; Squamata; Sphaerodactylidae.
CCCCCCGUCUUUUGGCUGGGAGAGCGGCGAGAGAUGAGCCGGGUCUUCGCGGGCGGUUUUCCUCUUCGUGGGGGCGCCGCGGAGGCUUUUGGGGCAGACCCCCGAGGGUGCCGGAGGGGGCGGAAUCUCCUCUCCGCCCCCCCACCUUUUGUUUGGGCCGCUGUGGUUCGUCCGGCGGGCCUGUCCUCGACUGCCGUGGCCGGGAAGGAGGAGGGGCUGCCCGCCACGUGCCCUCCCCCCUCGCACCGGAGGCUGAGCGGCCGCCACCUGGUCGCCUUCCGAGCAGCCCGCAGCAUCGCAGCCAUGACCAUCAGCACGCUCCGCUCGGCCGGCGGCCCCCGCCUGCAGCUGCCCUGCCUGGCCAAGCUGGAGCGCGUGGUGGUGGCCAUGCAGGACCCGGACAUGGGCGUCAAGCUCCGCAACCAGCGCCUGCUCAUCACCGCCAUCCCGCACGCCAUGACCGGGGGCGACGUGGUGGAGUGGCUGGGCCAGAAGUACGGCAUCGGCGAGGAGGAGGCGCUGCACCUGGGCAACUUGCUGGUGAGGCAUGGCUACAUCUACCCCCUGAAGGAACCCCGACGGCUGGUGCUGCGUGCCGACGACGAGGCGCCCUACCGCUUCCAGACUCCCUACUUCUGGCGGAGCACCAAGUGGCCGGCCACCCAGCUGGACUACGCCAUCUACCUGGCCAAGAAGAAUAUCCGCAAGCAGGGGGACCUCAUCGAGCACGAGAAGGAUGACUACAGCCGGCUGCAUAAGAAGAUCAACCACGCCUGGGACUUUGUGGUCAUGCAGGCCAGAGAGCAGCUCAGAGCCGCCAAGCAACGGCGAAGAGGGGAUCGCAUCGUGAUCGAGUGCCAGGAGCAGGCAUACUGGCUCGUCAACAGACCGCUGCUUGGAGGAUCCUCAAACGGGCCGGAGGAAAGGAUGUGCCCGGGCACCAGGACACAGCUGGUGAAGAAUGCUGACUAUUACAAACAGGAGAUUCGCUUCUGUCGUGCAGCUGUGAGCAGGACUCGGGUGAAAUCUUCCAUCUGCUUAGAAGGAUUCAUCAAGUUCAGUGAGCAAUACAUGCCCCAUGACCCCAUCAUGUCCGGCUGCCUGCCCAGCAACCCCUGGAUCACAGACGACAUCACAUACUGGGCUAUGAAUGCCCCCUCGGUCCCUGUGCCCACCAAACUGCGGGUGGAGCGGUGGAGUUUUGGCUUCUGGGAACUGCUGAGUGACAUUUUGGGCCGGGCACAGCUCCUGGCGUUCCUCAAGAAAGAGUUCAGCGCUGAGAACCUGAGCUUCUGGGAGGCUUGUGAGGAGCUGCGUCACGGGGAACAAACGCACAUUGCAGAGAUAGUAGACUCCAUUUACCAGCAGUUCUUGGCACCAAGCGCCACCCGCUGGGUCAACAUUGACAGCAAGACCAUGGAGCGCACUUUGGAGGGCAUCAAGACUCCCCACCGCUACGUGAUGGAUGACGCCCAAAUGCACAUCUACAUGCUCAUGAAAAAGGACUCCUAUCCACGGUUCUUGAAGUCUGAGGUAUACAAAAACCUGCUGGCCGAGGCCAUGAUCCCCCCAGAGACCAGGAAGCGGGUGUUCCCUUUCAUGCGGAAGCCUCGCCACUCCAGCCCCAGCCCGGCCCUCUUGCCUCCUGGGGACCCCGAAGCGAAGGCUGAAGAACGGAGCAAAGCUGCCCUCGAGCCUCAGCCAGAGUAAAGCCAACUUCCUACCCCGAGUGCAAACAAGCCUGGCGAUGAUCCAGUCACCAUGGAACAGCUCAAUCUCCCCCCUCCCCACCAGGAUACCACCACUGGAAAGAAGCCACAAGCGUUCUGGUCCUAGGAUUUGCCCCCCACCCAUCUCGGCCUCACCUUGGGAAGCCCUCUGCUGGCCCAUGGAAGAAGCAACCUCUCCCUUCCCUGCUGGCCACCCAGUGCCCCUUCAUUUGGCUCCCUGUCCCCCUGAUCCUACUUGGCCAAACACACACACCUGUCAUCCCCCCCACCCCAGCCCAUCUCUAGCUGGACGGUUUGAACAGGCAAUAAAGCUACUUUUGGAAAUGAAUGGUGCUGGUCCUCUGAUCCUGAGCUGACUCUCUGAUGGAAAGAGCAAAUCCUGACCCACUGUGGAUGGAAGCCAGGGCCAGAAAGCCUCUCUUUGCCUGAUGUGAGCAGGGGGAUGGAGUGCGUGUGUGGGGGGGGAAGGGAAAAAUUGUUCCCCUGCCUGUGGGACCCUCCUGUGUCAGCUGUGCCCCUGGAAUUCUGGAGACCUGCACUUGGGCAGGCUGUUUUGAAAUGGGCACGUGCCCAUGCUGGGGGCAGGAGCCAGUGGGAGGGCAUGAUCCGGCAGCAGCAGCAGCAGCUUCCUCGUGGAGGAGGGCAAGACCUUCAGGUCUCCCCAGAGCUGCACUGCUUCCUGGACCAGCCUGGGCAGCGCCCCAGUGUUAAACUCCCUCCCGAAUCAUGCCUGGGCCUCUUAGACCUCCUGGGCCUGUAGUGGCGGAGCGGUUAAAGCCUCGGGCUAGGGACUAAAGUUCAAAUCCUCACUCCUGCAGAAGCUGGCUGGGCGGCCUUGGGCCAGUCCUUCACUCUCACCCCUGACCCCGGCUACGAAUUGGAUGAGAGAAUUGUGAGAUGACGGAGAGGUCCGUGGGGGAGACUCUGGGUUUGACAAGUCGAGGGGGGUCGGUGGCAGGGACCCCUGAGCGGCUUCUAACCAUGGCUCUGAUCUUGGGCCAAAGCCGGGUGGAGACUGCGGUGCCUGCCUAUCCCGGAGGAUGCUUGGACGGAAUAGGGGGUUGGUGGCAGGGACCCCUUUGCGACAUGGCAGCUCCCACUGACAGAGCCUAGAAUUUGGCGAUUUGGGGGUGGGGCGGUGGCAGAGCCCCCAGAACAAACUUUCCAGUAUCUUUCGCCCAAAAAACAUCAGAGAGUCCCCUAGUGAAGAGCGGGGCACGCCUUUUAAGAACACGGCGGCAGCGCUGGGAGAACGCUGGAGCUUACUAACGCUGGAAUUGAUUACAUAUCACGUUGUGGACCUGCACAUUAUUUCUCACUAUUUCAAAAUAGAUGCAGUCGAAUUAGGGUUCUUGGAUUUCGUAUGGUGAAAAAGUAGUGUUAGUGAAAUAAGAACUUGAGUUAGACUAAUAUGUAUUUGCUAAAUUGAGUUUGGUAGUGUAGUGUAGGUAGGAUUGUUAUUGUUGCUUAGGCUAUUCUACUUAGGUUCUUUGGACUAUGACAUUUUUGGUAAGGCGCCAUCUAUUUUUCAAUCUUUUUGCUAUGUCAGGUUAAAUUGUUAUGUUAAUUAUUAUGAUGUGAGGUUUAUUGUAGGCUGGGUGGUUGUGGAAUCGUAGUGGGGAUAUUGUUAUGUUAUAUUGCUGUUAUUGCAUUAUUGUUAUUUCAUUUGAUAUACUAUGUUACUGUUAUUAUGUAAUUAUCAUAUUAUUGUUGUCAUGUAAUGUUAUAUUAAUGUUGGGGAUGUUAUCAUAAGUUGUUCAACUUGCUCUGAGCUGUUAACCUGAUAGUAUUAUUUUGAUCUUGAAUUGCUGUUUUUGUGGAUCCACCGAAAUUGAUAUUGUCUUUAUAUGUA